CGGAAAGAGCAGUGGCGUGCAUUAGACAACAGCGCGUGAGAUGGGAGAUGCACUGAAUGAAAUGUUGUAAGGGAUAUUCAACGUCAAAUAUUUAUAUUUUUUGUGCUAUUAGUUUAUUAGGAUGUCGGCGUCUGCUAUAUUCAUCCUGGACCUUAAAGGAAAGGUGUUGAUCAGUCGUAACUACAUGGGAAACAUGGACAUGAAUGAGGUCGACCACUUCAUGCCCAUUAUGAUGAGGAUGGAGGAGGACGCAGACUCAUCGCCCCUGGUGACACACGGCUCCGCCCACUUCCUGUGGAUCAAACACAGAAACCUCUACUUGGUGGCAAUGACCAAGAAGAAUGCCAAUGCAGCCCUUGUCUACUCCUUCCUCUACAAAAUGGUGGAGGUGUUUAAGGAGUACUUUAAGGAGCUGGAGGAGGAGAGUAUCCGUGACAACUUUGUGACGGUGUAUGAGCUGAUGGACGAGGUCAUGGACUUUGGCUUCCCUCAGACCACAGACAGCAAGAUCCUGCAAGAGUACAUCACCCAACAGGGUCACAAACUGGAUGUGGGCGCCCCUCGCCCCCCCGCCACCGUCACGAACGCUGUGUCCUGGAGGUCGGAGGGCAUCAAGUACAGGAAGAACGAGGUGUUCAUGGACGUCAUCGAGUCCGUCAACCUACUGGUGAGUGCUACCGGCAGUGUCCUGCGUAGUGAGAUCGUGGGCAGCAUCAAGCUCAAGGUGGUCCUGUCUGGGAUGCCUGAACUCAGACUGGGCCUCAACGACAAAGUGCUCUUUGAAAUCACAGGACGAGAGAAAAGUAAGACGGUAGAGCUGGAGGAUGUCAAGUUCCAUCAAUGUGUCCGUCUGUCCCGUUUCGAGAACGACCGCACCAUCUCCUUCAUCCCCCCCGACGGAGAGUCCGAACUCAUGUCCUACCGCCUCAACACCACGGUGAAGCCUCUGAUAUGGAUUGAGAGUGUGAUUGAGAAGUUCUCCCACAGCCGAGUGGAGAUCAAGGUUAAGGCCAGGAGUCAGUUUAAGAGUCGCUCCACUGCCAACAAUGUGGCCAUCAUGGUACCUGUUCCCAGCGACGCAGACUCGCCCAAAUUCAAGACGAGCACAGGCAGCUGCAAGUAUCUUCCCGAGAAGAGCGUGGUGCAGUGGAACAUCAAGUCCUUCCCUGGGGGGAAAGAGUACAUGAUGAGGGCUCACUUUGGUCUGCCUAGUGUGGAGAGUACUGAGUUGGAGGGGAGAAGGCCCAUCACUGUCAACUUUGAGAUCCCCUAUUUCACUGUAUCUGGUAUCCAGGUACGCUAUCUGAAGAUCAUUGAGAAAAGUGGCUAUGAGGCCUUACCAUGGGUACGCUAUAUAACACAGAGUGGAGAUUAUCAACUCCGGACAAACUAAGGGCGAGCCUGCUGCUAGACAAAUAGAUUGUCACUCUCUCCCUCUCUCUGGGAGUGAGGGACAACAGAGGACAAGGAAAGGGGAACAACUUUCACCACUGUCAAUUCUCAAAGGACCAUGUAGUCAUCUUGCAGACAUGAGGACCUUCAAGACUCAAUUUCCCUUCAGAACUCGACUGUUGUCACCUUUGACCUUUGCUGUGUUACAUCAUCUGGAGAAACAUGUUUUAUCUUUUUAGAAUAAUGAACCUAGUGGUUUUCUUACUGGUCACAUUGUAAACAUUUGUAUAGUUGUAUUUUCUUCUUAAAUCUGGAAGAAUUCAGGACAUUUAUGAUCUCUGAAGUGUGAAUGUUGAAACCUGUGUACAGUACUGAUAUAAAAUUAUAUCUGGUUGGUGUGGAUGCUAGCGGUUGAUGUUAUCUUGGGGCCAGCUGUAAGCAUAUAAUCCCCACUGUGUCCAAUGAGAUGAACACCAAGAUAAUGAAUAGGCCUGCAUAAUAUCAGCAGCUGUGUAUUACCAUAUUGUCGUCACAGUUCCUAGACAUGUGCUUGUACUCAGCUGACGACUACGAGGAAAAGGCUGAAGGAAUUCUCUGUGUGCAAAUUACAAUUAUGUAGUGUUUCUAACAGUCUUGUGAUACAGACACAUUUAACGCCUCGAGGAAAAGCCACGAUCAAAAUAAGUAAUAAUAAUAAUAAUACAGGUGGUCCGAUAUGAAGAGAAUGUUGUUUAGAUAGGAAACAAAGUGAACAUAUCUAUGUCAAUGUGUCCCCACCAAACAUACACCCAACUUUUCCAAAGCAGCUAUUGGUUGGUAUGGUUACAGUAGUAUGUUGUGCGUGCAAUGCACCACCCCUCAUAUCAGUUCUGGUUCUCUAUGCCAGGGAAAUAGCUCUGAUUCUCUCUGCCAGGGGAAUAGCUCUGGUUUGCUGUGUGUAGGCCUACUGUAUGAAAUCCAGACCUGGUUUCAAAUACAUGUUUAUUUGAGUAUUUGUUAUUUAAAUACUAAUUUUCUGUUUAUUUGAGUAUUUGUUAUUUAAAUACAAAUUUUCUGUAUAUUUUAGUAUUUUCAAAUGUGGUGAAUCAACUUUUUUUCAAAAUACUAUUUUCAAAUACCUGGGAUAGAUGCACGGGAGUAUAUUUGAGACCGUCUAUUUGAAUAUUUUGAAAUACUUUCCAAGUGUAUUUCCAAAUAUAUUCCAAUAUUCAACUACUUGUUUUUCCAAAUAAAAAAUAAAUACUUACUUCCAGAUGUCUUUGAAAGUAAUUGAUAUAGCCUAAAUAGUAUGUGAACCCAGGUCUGAUAAUCUCAUAUUAAACCAUCCAUAUAAAAUGGCUGAUUAUGAGGAACAGGACAAAUAUGACUACACUCGCCCAGAUAUUCUCUCCAGUGGGGUUUUAAUGAUUGAAAACCACAAUCUAUUAAUAUCUUAUUUAUUAACCUCUAUGUCAAUGGGAGACAAAGGGAUCUAGAAAUAAAUAAAUAACUUUGUACCUUA
This is a messenger RNA of Oncorhynchus kisutch (coho salmon), 2893 nucleotides long. It is a transcript of the gene ap1m3, whose product is annotated as adaptor related protein complex 1 subunit mu 3. Gene Ontology annotation, biological process: vesicle-mediated transport; intracellular protein transport. The transcript is spliced from 12 exons. The record is from RefSeq and is a predicted model, not a curated record. Lineage: Eukaryota; Metazoa; Chordata; Actinopteri; Salmoniformes; Salmonidae. Gene Ontology annotation, cellular component: clathrin adaptor complex. The coding region runs from base 122 to 1393 and encodes 423 amino acids.